This is a messenger RNA of Pantherophis guttatus, 1734 nucleotides long. The record is from RefSeq and is a predicted model, not a curated record. Lineage: Eukaryota; Metazoa; Chordata; Lepidosauria; Squamata; Colubridae.
AUGAUACCAAAAUAUGCCCAGCAUCCUCUUUCCUUGUAUUUUGCCAUUGAUGAGGUCAACAAGAAUGCCAAGCUGUUCCCCAACAUCACAAUAACACUGCAGAUUUAUCGAAACAGUUUCAAUGCCUGGAAGGCCAGUAAGCAUGUUUUAAAUUUUCUGUUUCUCAGACAAGGGAGUCCUAUCAACUUCAACUGUGUCAGAAGAAGGAAUCUGAACUUCUUGCCUAUCAUUGGUGACCUCACCUCGCUCAAUUCCAUCCAGAUGGCCCACAUGUUGAACAUCUACAAGUUUCCACAGCUGAAUUAUGGCUCCUUUGACCCAGUCCUGAGUGACAAAGGGCAAUUCCCUUCCUUCUUCAGAGCUAAACGCUGCACUGGGAGGGAAAAACUCAAUGAAGCUUCUGGCUCCGUGUUUGAAAUGACCAUGUCUGGAGAGAGCUACAACAUCUACAAUGAGGUUCAUCUUGCAGCACAUGCGCUUCACUAUUUUCUGAAAAACACCCGUUUUAAUAACAGUAUGGGAGAAGAAUUUUUUUUUGAUGAGAAAGGGGAGUUUGACCCGGGAUACGACAUCUUCAACUUUGUCUCCUUCCACAAUAAAUCGUUCCAGAGAGUCCGGAUUGGAAAGAUGGUCUCCAAAUCUCUUGAUGGGAAGAAGUUCACCAUUAAUGAAAGUGCCAUUGUAUGGAAUCAGAAGUUUCAGCAGGUACCUCCCCGUGCCAGAUGUGUAGAGAGCUGCCGUCAGGGAUACAGCAGAGUUGUUCAGGAGGGAAAACAUAUUUGUUGCUACAAUUGUAGACAAUGUUCUGAAGGAAGAAUUUCAAUUGAAACAGAUGCUAACCAAUGUGAGAGAUGCCCAGGGGAUCAGUAUUCGAAUGCAGAAAAGAUCCAAUGCCUUCCCAAACGUUUCAGCUAUUUAUCCUAUGGUGAACCCUUGGGAAUCGUUUUGAUUUCCUUGAUCCUUUUCUUUUCAUUAGUUGUCAUUUUGGUGGCACUGGCCUUCAUUCUGCACUGGGACACCCCCAUUGUCAAAGCCAACAACAGGAACAUCACAUGCAUCCUUCUUUCCUCUCUCCUGAUGUGUUUUCUGUGCUCUCUGCUCUUCAUAGGUCGGCCUGGGAAGGUGACUUGCUUUCUCAGGCAAAUUAUGUUUGGCACCAUUUUCUCUCUCUCGGUUUCUUGUGUCUUGGCCAAGACCAUCACGGUUGUUUUGGCCUUCCUGGCCACUAAGCCAGGAAACCAGAUGAGGAAAUGGCUAGGAAAUAGACUGGCAGGAUCCAUCAUUGUCUUCUGCUCAUGUAUUCAAGCUAUUAUCUGCAUGAUAUGGUUGAUCAUGUCUACUCCCUUCCCUGAGUGGGACAUGCAUUCGCAGGUUCAAGAGAUCAUUGUUCAAUGUAAUGAAGGCUCAGAUGCCAUGUUUUACAUUGUCCUGGGCUACUUGGGGCUCCUGGCCACCAUCAGUUUCACUGUGGCUUUCUUUGCCAGGAAACUGCCUGAUACUUUUAAUGAAGCCAAGCUGAUCACCUUCAGCAUGCUUGUGUUCUGUAGCAUUUGGGUGUCCUUCAUCCCAGCCUAUCUGAGCACCAAGGGAAAAUACAUGGUGGCUGUGGAGAUCUUCUCCAUCUUGGGCUCUACUGCAGGUCUCCUGGGUUGCAUCUUCCUGCCCAAAUGCUACAUCAUUCUCUUGAACCCACAUCUGAACACAAAACAGCAUCUAACCAGGAGGACAGAUUAA